GUACUUAAAGUCCCAUCAAUCGCAUAUAUCUAUAUUUGAUACAUCAUUAGUUCUUUCUUUUUACAAACCUUAAUAAUUGGGGUAAAUAUCGUAUAUUUUCAGGAUAAAUCUCCAGUUAAUGCAACUUAUGUGUAAUAAUUCCCACAAGCUGUUUCGUGUCUUAUGUUAACAGAAUUAUUCAGGUUUAUUCAGGUUUAUAAUUCAUAUAGAUAUGGAUCUAAAAACUGUUAUUCUUGUCUUUGUUUUGGCACUUAACUAUAAAAUCAUAGCAGGCCAAGAAGUACCGGAAUGGUGCCGCCGACGUAGUCCACGGUUAAACUGCUUUGUUAACCCGUGUGACGUCAUGAAAUGUCCUGCGUUCCCAAACGCGGUGUGUCUAAAUGAUAAUCCAUGUGAACCAGCGUGUAAAGGUAAUUUCUACAUAGAGGGUAGACCAACGCUGUCCAAAAGAGAAUGCAAAGGGAAAAAGAGGAGAAAGGUGAAGAUUCCGCGUAAGUAUGAAAAUAUAAGAUGGUGUCUAAACACCAAGCCAAGGGUUUGUAAAGAGAAUCCCUGUAAGAUUAAGAAAUGCCCGGCUUAUCCACGUGCCGUUUGCCUAAACAGUGAUCCGUGUGAGCCAUACUGUGUUGGGGAAUAUUACCUGGGACGUCGUCUGCUGUCAACGGACGAAUGUGUUGGAGCUGAAGAUUAA
Molecule: messenger RNA, 691 nt
Organism: Ruditapes philippinarum (Manila clam)
Lineage: Eukaryota; Metazoa; Mollusca; Bivalvia; Venerida; Veneridae
Exons: 7
Coding region: 212-691 (159 amino acids)
Source: RefSeq, a predicted model, not a curated record